Molecule: messenger RNA, 2380 nt
Organism: Morus notabilis
Lineage: Eukaryota; Viridiplantae; Streptophyta; Magnoliopsida; Rosales; Moraceae
Product: subtilisin-like protease SBT1.7
Exons: 1
Coding region: 55-2352 (765 amino acids)
Biological process (GO): proteolysis
Molecular function (GO): serine-type endopeptidase activity
Source: RefSeq, a predicted model, not a curated record
GAGGGCAAAAAAAAUUCCAACAAGAAAAGAAAAACGGCAGAGAAGAAGACGAAGAUGAAGAUGAAAAUACUCCUCUUCAUACUUGCUCAAACACAUGUGCUCCUGACUCUUCCCAAUUUCUACGUAGCAGCAGACGACAGACAAGAACAGAAAACGACGUACAUAAUCCACAUGGACAAUUCCAACAAGCCAGCAGUUUUUGAAGAUCAUGUCAACUGGUAUGAUUCCUCUUUGAGAUCGGUAUCGGACUCCGGCGAAAUGCUUUACACCUACAACAACGUAAUCCAUGGCUUCUCCACAAGCCUCAACUACAAAGAAGCAGAGUUGCUCAAAAUACAACCGGGUGUUGUCUCUGUUAUUCCCGAAACCAUAUACGAGCUCCACACAACUCGGACGCCAGACUUCCUCGGACUAAUGGAGGAGAACGCUAGUAAUUCCAUUUUACCUUCGCCGGGAAAAGUCGGCAACGUCGUGGUCGGCAUGCUGGACACCGGAGUUUGGCCCGAGAUCAGAAGCUACGACGACACGGGGCUCGGCCCGGUGCCGAGAAGCUGGAAAGGAAGCUGCGUAGUAGGGAAGAACUUCAACUCCUCGAGCUGUAACAGAAAGCUGAUCGGAGCGAGGCUUUUCUCAAAGGGAUAUGAGAAAAGAAUUGGACAUUCGAUCGACGAGAAAGUGGAAUCGAAAUCGCCGAGAGACGACCACGGCCAUGGAACUCACACCUCAAGCACCGCAGCCGGGUCGGCUGUCGAAGAUGCUGGAUUUUUGGGCUAUGCUUCCGGGACAGCACGCGGAAUGGCCACUGCGGCACGAGUCGCUGUUUACAAGGUUUGCUGGCUCGGCGGAUGUUUUGGCUCCGACAUAAUCGCAGCCGUCGAUAAAGCCAUAGAAGAUGGCGUCCAUGUUCUAUCAAUGUCCUUCGGUGGAGGCUCCCCUGAUUACCAUUCCGACAACGUCGCCAUCGCAGCUUUUGCAGCCACAGCACGAGGAAUCCUAGUAUCCGCCUCGGCCGGAAACAAUGGACCGCGUUUUGGGACCUUGUCUAAUGUCGCGCCUUGGAUAACCACCGUCGGAGCGGGGACACUGGACCGUGAUUUCCCUGCUUAUGUUAAGCUUGGAAACGGGAAAACAUAUAAAGGCAUUUCGCUGUACGGCGGGAAACCUUUGUCUGAUAAGGUGUUGGUUCCGAUUGUCUCAGCUUACAACGCAAGUACCUCAACCGACGGUCGUCUAUGCUUGGUAGGCACUUUGAUUCCCGAAAAGGUUGCUGGUAAAAUAGUGAUAUGCAACCGAGGGAGAAUGCAGAGGACCCUAAAGGGUUUGGUGGUGAAAGACGCUGGUGGAGUUGGCAUGAUUUUAACCAGCAACGACAUUUCUAAUGGUGAAGAGCUAGUCGCGGAUGCGCAUUUUUUGCCCACAGCAGCUCUUAGCCUAGAAAAAGGAAAUGAGAUUAAAAAAUAUGCGGAUCAUGUGGCUAAUCCAACAGCCACAAUCAUUCAAGGAGGCACAAAGUUGGGAGUUCAACCUUCGCCAAUAGUUGCAGCCUUCAGCUCCCGGGGUCCAAAUCCAGUCACCCCAGAGAUACUCAAACCAGACGUUAUAGCCCCUGGGGUGAAUAUCCUUGCUGGAUGGACCGGUGCCGCGGGUCCAACUGGAUUGGGCCUUGACAAGAGACGGGUGAGAUUCAACAUCAUUUCAGGCACGUCAAUGUCUUGUCCUCACGUAAGCGGCCUUGCAGCCCUUCUCAAGGCUGCACAUCCCGAAUGGAGCCCUGCUGCUAUUAAAUCGGCCCUCAUGACCACCGCCUAUUCGACCUACAAACAAGGUGAAACCAUAAAAGAUGUUGUCACCACGAGUGCCGCGACCCCGUUUGAUUUCGGGGCUGGCCAUGUGGAUCCAGUGGCGGCACUUGACCCUGGCCUUGUCUACGAUGCUACCGUUGAAGACUACAUAAACUUUUUGUGUGCCUCUAAUUAUACUCCGGAGCAGAUUAAGACCGUCACUAAGAGGGAUUUUACCUGCAAUGUGAGAAAGAAGUACAGUGUGGGAGAUCUUAACUACCCAUCUUUUUCCGUUACUCUUGGAAAGGCAUCAAGAAGAGUGACAUACACUAGAAACCUAACAAAUGUUGGUGCCCCUGCAACAUAUAAAGUCUCGGUAUCAAAGGUUGACGCAGUGAAGAUCUUGGUCAAACCCAAAGCGUUGACUUUCAAGCAGACGUAUGAGAAGAAGACUUACACUGUCACAUUUGUUGCGCGUUCUAUGUUAAGGAAUACAAUACGCUCUGCUCAUCUGGAAUGGUCCGAUGGAAAACACAUUGUUAGGAGCAUUGUUGCUUUUAGGUGGACAUAAGAAGUACUAUAGAAUUCAGUAGCAAAAA